Aspergillus uvarum CBS 121591 is the source of this 1370-nucleotide messenger RNA. RefSeq names its product U2-type spliceosomal complex subunit CWC21 (gene cwc21). The record is from RefSeq and is a predicted model, not a curated record. Lineage: Eukaryota; Fungi; Ascomycota; Eurotiomycetes; Eurotiales; Aspergillaceae. Bases 327 to 1058 code for a protein of 243 amino acids. The transcript has a single exon.
CCCGACAAUACUGGCUUGCUUUACCCUCUCUCCCCUAACUGAUCAGAUCGUCCAACUUGAUGACUACCUAACUACGCAACUCGCGAUCCACCUUCUGCUCAGCACUGGCCAUCACACACCUCAGAAACACCUCAUCAACGAAUCGCAACCGAUCGCAACCACAAGUCGAACUUCACCUUCCACCAUCUCAUCCCACAUCCUCCCAGAGAAACAACUCACCUCCGCACUCCACUCACCUUGCCUUCGCUUCCCCAACCAGUACCAGCCAACAAGAAUCAAUCACCACGAAAAGCCCCACCGGUCGGAAAAAAAAGAAAGAAAAAAGCAUGUCCUCCAACGUCGGCCUCUCCACCCCCCGCGGCAGCGGCACCUCGGGCUACGUCCAGCGCAACGCCGCCUUCAUCAAGCCCCGCGCCACGGGCUACGGCCAACCGUACCCGCCCGUCUCGGGAGCCAACUCGGCCAGUGAGCGGGGGGGUGGCUUCAAGCAGCGGGUGCCGGAUCGGCAGAUCCUCGAGCAUGAUCGGCGGCGCGCCGUCGAGGUCAAGGUCAUGGAGUUGCGGGAGGAGUUGGAGGAGGAGAAUGAGCGGUUGGAGGAGGAAGAGGCAAGGAAGGGGGUGAAGAAGCAGAAGGAGGAUGAGGAGGCUGAGGAGGGUAAGGAGGAAGAGGAGGGCGAGGCUGCUGAGGCGACAGGGAAACGGGAACGGGUGCUCUCGGAGGAGGAGAUUGACGAGCGAUGCCAGAAGUUACGGGAGAGGUUGUUGAACGAGUUGGAGGAGGAGGAGCGGCGGGUUGCGUCGCGGAAGGAGAGGGAUGGUGGCAGGGGAGUGUCCGGGUAUGCGUCUGGUGGUGGUAGUGGGAAUGGUGGGAGGAGCGGAAGGUGGGGCAGGGAGCGGGAUAUGCCUCCUCCUCCUCCUUCGAAGAAACAGUUCAAGUCGUAUCAGGUGCAUGAGUUGGCCGAGGCCAAGAUUGAGGAGAGUGAGCGGUUGAGACGGGCGUUGGGGAUUCGCGAGGAUAGGGAGACCGGGGAGAUUUCGGGGCGCAGGCGGAGGGAUUGAUUGAUUGAUUGAUUGGGUGGUUGGUUGUGGUAUUUGGAGGGUGUGUCUUUUGCUGAGCUGGGUGGUUGGAUUAUUGUGAUGGUGCUUCUUUUUCUCUCGUAUUUGGGGUUUAGGGAAAGGGAGGAUUGAUGGGUGUUCGGGCGUUAUUACUUUGGGGGGUUUUUUUUUCUACUGCGCCGCUACGCAGGCACUAUCGCAUAGUUGCAAAUCUGCAAUGCUGGAUUCGAUGAGCAGACACAGCUGUAUAUUAACUAUAUUCUCAUAACUUUUGCUUGCAGGCUUCGUCGCUAUAUAUACCUCAACUGACAAACU